Molecule: messenger RNA, 559 nt
Organism: Trifolium pratense (red clover)
Lineage: Eukaryota; Viridiplantae; Streptophyta; Magnoliopsida; Fabales; Fabaceae
Product: pectinesterase inhibitor 2-like
Exons: 1
Coding region: 29-559 (176 amino acids)
Biological process (GO): negative regulation of catalytic activity
Molecular function (GO): pectinesterase inhibitor activity
Source: RefSeq, a predicted model, not a curated record
UUGAGAAAAGAAAAGAGAAAAAAAAAUCAUGGUUCGAUUCUCAUUUCUAGCGGUAUUAUUAUUUUUAUGUGUUGUAUCCUCUUAUGCAAGGACCGAUGUAGAUGUGCAAGCUAUUUGCAAGCAGGCCAAAAACCCUUCUUUUUGUUUAACUUUGCUCAAAUCAAAGCCCGGUGGUCCAGGCAAAAACCUAAUUGACCUUGAGUCAUACAUCAUUGGUGUACUUCGUACCGAUGUGACCCAGACAGUCACUCUACUAACAAAACUAAUUGCCCAAAGUGGUGGUGAUCCAAAGAAACAAAGCUAUUACAAGAUUUGUUUGGAAUAUUUCGGAGAUGAAGGAGCUCUUGGUACGAUUGAUGAAGGUCUACGACAACUGAAAACCGGCGAUUACUCUGGUGUGAAUGUGCAUAUGAGUGCUGUUAUGACCUAUGUUAACGACUGCCUUUCAGAUGAGGAUGCUCCGAAAGAAGAUACGUCUUUGUUUCCAAAAGAUGUUGAUCUUGUGAACCAAGUUGCUAAGAUUGGUCUUAUUAUCUCAAAUAUAUUGAGAGAAAAAUAG